Molecule: messenger RNA, 1236 nt
Organism: Nylanderia fulva
Lineage: Eukaryota; Metazoa; Arthropoda; Insecta; Hymenoptera; Formicidae
Source: RefSeq, a predicted model, not a curated record
AUGGAUGGAAUAAAAUUGAUAGGAUUUAUGUGUUUAUUGUCGUUUUACGGUUGUCUUGCUGGGGCGACCAUCUUGCCAAACAAACCCGUGGAAAGAAUAAUUCGAUCUAGAAGGAACGACGAGCUCAAUUCAGAUUUAAUUCUUAGCACUGUAACCAGAGAUAAUAAAAAAACGGGUUAUCCUACGGAAACUCACGUUGUAACAACAGAAGAUGGCUAUCUUUUAACGUUACAUCGUAUUCCAGGUGGUAAUGGCUCUCUACCUGUAUUACUAGUACACGGUGCUUUUAGCGACGACUAUGUUUGGAUCACUCUUGGCAAAGGCAAAGCACUUGCUUAUCUAUUAGCGGAUCAGGGAUACGAUGUUUGGUUGGCUAAUUUGCGUGGUACUACUCAUUCGAGAGAUCACAUUUCUUUAUCAACAUCAGAAUUAAAAUAUUGGAAUUUUAGUUUCCACGAAAUGGGCAUCUAUGAUGUACCCGCGAUGACUACAUAUAUCACGAAUAUGACAUCACAACCUUUGCACGCAUACAUUGGUCAUUCUAUGGGCGCAGCAGUUUUUUACGUAAUGUCAAUAGAGCGUCCAAAUAUUGCUGGAAUGGUGAAAAUGAUGAUCAGUUUCGGACCAGGGGUUUUUGUGGAUCAUAUGAGAAGUCCACUACGACCGAUACUUUAUUUAAUAAAAGAGAGUCAGCCACUAUUGCGGGUUCUGUUCCAUGACGAAACAUUCCCGAAAGAUGCUUUUAACGCAAUAAUGACGUUACUCGGCUGUAAUCUGAAUUUUUAUCAAGCAGAGUUGUGCGUCAAUAAUUUUAUAUUUAUGCCCUUCGGUAACAACCCCGAACAGUUUAAUUUAACUCAACUGCCCAUUAUCGUGAGCCACUUACCUGUCGCCGCCUCGCUUAAGACGGUGGUGCAUUACGUUCAAAUAAUUAAAUCGGGAAAAUUUCGUCAAUAUGACCACGGUGCCACAAAAAAUCUCUUAAUAUAUAAAUCGAUGGAACCUCCAGAGUACAAUCUAUCGAGUAUCACGCGACCGAUAGCAAUAUACUACGGCAACAACGACUUGCUGGUACAACCCAUUGAUGUGAAGAGGUUGUACAAUUUACUACCCAACGUAAUAGAUAUGUACGAAGUGCCGUGGCCUAAUUUUAAUCAUAUGGACUUUGUAUUGGCUAAUGAUGCGCCAAAGCUUUUGUACGAAAGAGUUUUAAAGAUCAUAAAUGGGAAAUAUUAA